GGGCGGGGCCCCGCCCGCCCCGCUUCCGGCCUGGCGGGACAGUGUGCGCACGCGCAGAGGCAGUCGGCUGUCCGGGCCAGCGAGGGGAGGCGGCGGUGCACGGGCGGAGGCGAGUGGGGCGCGUUGGUGUGAAAUGAGCAACUCUGAAGAUGAGGACCUCCCCCAGCUCUCUUCCCAUGCCCUGGCAGCUCUGCAGGAAUUUUAUGCUGAGCAGAAACAGUACACCGACCUUGGUGGCGAUGACAAGUAUAACAUUGGAAUAAUAGAAGAGAACUGGCAGCUGAGCCAGUUUUGGUACACUCCGGAGACCGCCCUGCGCCUUGCAGAGGAAGCCGUGGCAGCUGCUGGGGAAGGUGGCAGUUUGCGAUUCGCAGAACAUGAGGAAAUAAGAACUGCUUCAUUGUUGAGUCUGGGGACACACACAGAAAUCUAUUCAGUAGUAGCAUGUGUGAGUGCCCCCAGCGUUUACCAGAAGCUGCGAGAGCUGCACAGAGACGACUUUUCUAUCUGCAUCUUCGAAUAUGACCACAGGUUUGCCAUAUACGGAGAGGAGUUUAUCUUCUAUGAUUACAAUAACCCAGUGGAUUUACCUGAGAAAAUUGCUGCACACAGUUUUGACAUUGUAAUAGCAGAUCCCCCUUAUCUCUCUGAGGAAUGUCUCAGAAAAACGUCGGAAACCAUCAAGUACCUGACCCGGGGCAAGAUUCUGCUGUGCACAGGUGCCGUCAUGGAGGAAGAGGCAGCAAAACUUCUUGGAGUGAAGAUGUGCAAGUUUAUUCCAAAACACACUCGAACCUUGGGAAAUGAAUUUCGCUGUUACGUGAAUUAUGAUUCUGGGCUGGACCGUGAACUGUGAACGCAGCUGGUAAUACAAUGUAGUAAAGGACCCAUGUGACA
Messenger RNA from Orcinus orca (killer whale), 897 nucleotides. RefSeq names its product EEF1A lysine methyltransferase 1 (gene EEF1AKMT1). The record is from RefSeq and is a predicted model, not a curated record. Bases 134 to 856 code for a protein of 240 amino acids. Gene Ontology annotation, molecular function: nucleic acid binding; protein-lysine N-methyltransferase activity. The transcript is spliced from 6 exons. NCBI's taxonomy places the organism in Eukaryota, Metazoa, Chordata, Mammalia, Artiodactyla, Delphinidae. Gene Ontology annotation, biological process: methylation.